GUGUCACUGUGAUUGAGUCUCCAUGACUUAUAAUUUAUAACUUGACGCCGCUCUCUGUACACAGUAAAGCGUGGCUGCAGCGCCUCCCCCGACCUGAAAGAAGACAAGCUAUAGUCAGUCCCAUGGUCAGUCCUCUACUAGCUAACUAAACUGCGGAACUACAGCAGCCACACAGACCGUUGCUCCACAUUUGUAGCGUGAAGUUGAGGUACAGGGUUAACACGAAGGCCUCCCUUAUUGAUCACUCUUUUGAGUAGCUUAUCGACUGCAGCUAAAAUAGUUAACGACAACAGUCACAAGUUGCUAGUUAAGUUAAUGUUAGCAAGUGGCGUGGUUUGACAGCUAGCGCUAGCUAACUAGCUAGUCUCAUUAGUAUUCGACGCCAGUUUCAAAACAAAGCCCGCAAAACCGAGAAGUUGAGACUCACCUCCAGAAUAGCUUGCGUCAAAACAAGCUAGCUGGGUUUGUCAACCGACGGAAGAUUAAUUACGCUAUUCGGAUUAUGUUUGAUGCGCUCAGUUAAUGCCUAGCUAGCUAAUUAACGGUAACAUAUUUCCCUGACGUUAAGUCUAAGUUUAAGAAGCUGUCAGCAGGUUUGUCUGUGACGCGUUUGAAUUUAUAACUAGCUAAUUCAGCAGCUAGCGGGCAGCUAACUACGUGGUUCUGUCAAUAAAUUUAGGUUCACCUUGUCUUUAAAGCUUGGAUUUAAAUGUCCGAAAAGAGUUCAUCGUCCGGUUCCGAUGAGGAUGUGGAUCCGGAAUCCGGGAAGCCUGUGGAGUUCGGAGGCGUCUUAAGCAAGUGGACUAAUUACAUCCACGGGUGGCAGGACCGAUGGGUCGUGUUGAAAAACAAUACUUUGAGCUACUACAAGUCGGAGGAUGAACGGGAAUACGGCUGCAGAGGGUCUUUAUGCCUCAGCAAGGCUGUUAUCACACCUCAUGAGUUUGACGAGUGUCGUUUUGACAUCAGCGUCAACGACAGCGUUUGGUACAUCCGAGCUGAAGAUCCCGAGCACCGACUCCAGUGGAUUGAGUCAAUAGAGCUGCACAAGGCAGAGUCUGGUUAUGGUUCAGAAACCAGUCUCAGGCGUCAUGGUUCCAUGUUGUCUCUCACAUCAGCAGCCAGUGCCUUGUCUGCCACAUCCACAUCCUCCUUCAAGAAAGGGCACAGGUUACGUGAGAAGCUAGCAGAAAUGGAAACCUUCCGGGACAUUCUGUGCAGACAAGUGGACACCCUGCAGAAAUACUUUGACACCUGUGCGGACGUUGUCUCCAAAGAUGAAUUUCAGAGAGACAAAGAGGAGGACGAAGAUGACUUUCCUACCACUACAAGACCCAAUGGCGAAUAUAAUCACAACAACAAUGGCAGUAAAGAGAAAUUGUGCCCCCCUGCCAGUCCCAAAUGUAUGAAUGGAGUAGACUUCAAGGGUGAGGCCAUCACCUUUAAGGCCACCACAGCAGGCAUCCUCUCUACGUUGUCCCACUGCAUCGAACUGAUGGUCAAACAAGAGGACAGCUGGCAGAAGAGACUGGACAAGGAGCUCGAGAAGAGGAGGAGGGUAGAAGAUGCCUACAAGUCUGCUAUGUACGAAAUGAAGAAAAAGUCGCACUACGGAGGCCCAGACUACGAGGAGGGGCCCAACAGUCUGAUCAAUGAGGAUGAGUUCUUUGACGCGGUGGAAGCCGCACUGGACAGACAGGACAAGAUAGAGGAGCAGUGCCAGUCGGAGAAGGUCAGGAUACCUCGUCGAGCUCUGGUUCCUCCAGGAGACAUCUACUCCACCAUCGGUACACACAGAUUUGCCACCAAGCCCCAUAGCCCUUCUUCUUCCCUCUCCUCCGUUGAGCUUGUCAGUGCUUCAGAUGACAUUCACAGAUUCAGCCCUCAGGUGGAGGAGAUGGUGCAGAAUCAUAUGACUUACUCUCUUCAGGAUGUGGGCGGAGAUGCCAACUGGCAGCUGGUAAUAGAAGAAGGAGAGAUGAAGGUGUACAGGAGAGAAGUCGAGGAGAACGGUAUUGUGCUGGAUCCUCUCAAAGCUACGCAUUCUGUGAAGGGGGUGACGGGACACGAGGUCUGCCACUACUUCUGGGACACGGCUGUCCGAAUGGACUGGGAGACCACCAUUGAGAAUUUUAACGUUGUGGAAACUCUCUCUGAUAAUGCCGUCAUCGUUUACCAGACUCACAAGAGAGUGUGGCCUGCCUCUCAGAGAGACGUGCUCUAUCUGUCAGCCAUCAGGAAGAUCUUGGCAACAAACGAAAAUGAUCCUGACACAUGGCUGGUCUGCAACUUCUCUGUUGACCACGACAAUGCCCUUCCCACAAACAGGUGCGUUCGUGCCAAAAUCAAUGUUGCUAUGAUCUGCCAAACGCUGGUCAGCCCACCAGAGGGUGAUAAAGAGAUCAGCAGAGACAACAUCCUUUGUAAGAUCACCUACGUUGCCAAUGUAAACCCAGGAGGCUGGGCUCCAGCCUCAGUCCUCAGAGCAGUGGCCAAGAGAGAGUAUCCCAAGUUCCUCAAGCGCUUCACCUCCUACGUCCAGGAGAAAACUGCUGGGAAGCCCAUCCUCUUCUGAACGCAAAGAGGCUUGCGGUGGGCCAAGGUUGUCCCACUGGAGAGACUACAUUGUUCAGCCUUUAAUCGGCUGUCAAAGACUACAUGACCCAUUCAUUUGUCAAUUAGAAUGUUAAACUACUACAAACUACUACAUGCAGGACACUAUAUCAUCCAGGACGGCCUACGGGGGACACCUGCUUGUAGAAGAGACUGGUUUUACGGCUUUAAUCGAUCAGUAGUUGUCAUCCCAGCCGCAUUGUCAUGGCUCAACGCCACCUGUUGGUCAUGGGUACAUUUGGAUGUAAAUUCAAGAGUUUUUUUCAGUGGUUUUCGAAUUGUUGUUACCGAUUAUUUGCUUCUUUUUUUUGUAAAUUGUUUUGUACAUUUCUUAUGAUUAUAUACUUCUUGACUCUUUUUUGGAUUUGCUUUAAUCACUAGUAUUACAGCUACUUGUGUUGCUGCUGCUGCUAAAGUAACUACCAUGAGAGAGGAAAGUAGAUAUUGACAGGAAAAGCAUUGAUGAGGUGUGUGUGUCUUUUUCUUGCCUUCUCCUGUCCCUCUAGUGAUGACUCUCUUUGCAGUUUGAUGGGGGGCCAGAGCCUAAAGCUUUGAAAUCUUUAUAUUUCUUGAUUGUUAUGAGGUAACUUUCAGAGAGCACCAGGGACACAAUGCAUUGUACAGAGAAAACAGAAUACGUUUUCAGUUAGUUUAUCAAUGUGCAAAAUGUGAAUUGACUGUUAAAUGCUUGAAUUUGAUUACAGUAAUGGGCCAAGGAAACCUGGAGUGGGAGAUAAAGAGCAUUUGCGAAGUCUAAAGUCAUGUCGCGACAAUAUUUUGACAUGGUUAAAGCGAUGAUCAAUAAUUAGAUAUCAAUGAUGUAGUUGACGGUGGUCAGUAGAUGCUAAGUUGCGGCCUAUUGUCUUGAACCUCCACGUAACACACGGUUUACGGCAGAUAUUUUCAAAUGGCCAGCCAUAGUGUCUGAUGUACAGAUUCCUCUCUUUCAUUGAGAGACAAGUGGAUACAUUUUGUGUCAGGUUUGUAAAUUAGUCCCGCUGCUAUUGUGCAGCAUAAGGUUUAAGUUGUAAAAUGUAGAGUAGGAUAUCAUCUACACCCUAGACGUUUUUUAGUCAUACUCUACAUUACAUUUCACAUGCCACACUACAGUGCAGUGGCCUCCUGCCCUUUGACUGAUAAACUACCCCCAGAAUGCCUUAGACACCAGGAUGAAUCCUAAAAAUCCUGGUUUGGUUACCUUAAACUGUUCAGCCACCAGAUGUGCAUUUAUCAACACUGAAAAUAAGCAGGCGGGUGGGGGCGGGUGAGGAAUGGGCGAUACAAAGGGUCAGCAUUUCACAUCAUCUUACCUCAAAAUUGAAAUUUACCCUAGAUUGUGUUUGAUGGCAUCAAAAGUUGGGAGUUUUGUAAUCUGUAGAUCUGCAUGGUUGAAAAUUUACCAUCCGAUUUUCGGUCUAAGGGGUCAGAGGUUAGGAAGGAUCUGGAUAAUUGUUUUGCUGAUGAUUACAAGAGCUAGAUCUACGAGCGAUGUCAGCGGAAGAAUGCAUUUAGUGUUUUUAAUUUUGAUAUUUUGUCAGUAAUUUACACACUUUGUAUAUUUCUAAGUUGUACAUUAGAAGUGUUAUUAUUUGCACUAAAUGUAAUGCAAUUUGACAAUGUUCUGUAAAUUAAAAUUGUUACACAGAA
Messenger RNA from Perca flavescens (yellow perch), 4260 nucleotides. It is a transcript of the gene cert1, whose product is annotated as ceramide transporter 1. Bases 710 to 2575 code for a protein of 621 amino acids. Gene Ontology annotation, biological process: ER to Golgi ceramide transport. The record is from RefSeq and is a predicted model, not a curated record. The transcript has 18 exons. Gene Ontology annotation, molecular function: lipid binding. NCBI's taxonomy places the organism in Eukaryota, Metazoa, Chordata, Actinopteri, Perciformes, Percidae.